UUGUAUAGUUGACCACAUGAAUUUGCGCUCGUCGGUGUUUACAUUAUGUGCUGCCGUAAUCAGUGGCCCGGCCUGUAUCUUUGCGUUAUAGACUGAGUGGUGCGGCGCGCGUGGUUUCGCUGUGGCAUGGCGGAGCAGCCGUCGUUCAGGAAGCGAAAUUAGAACCCCAGGCGAGAGCAGCUCCCGAUGUGUGAAGGGAAAAGUGCAAAUAUCGCAACUUGCAAGUUUUUUUUCUUUUAAAAAGCCAAAACAGUAUCGUUCGGGGCCGGACAGAUCGAUCCGCGAUGUCUGGCGCCACAGUGAACUCCGGCGCCGGCGAGAAGCCCCAGUCCGCCUUCAGCGCCGUCGUCAGGAAGAGCUUCUCGUCCUUCUCGGUGGACUCCAUCCUGAGCGGCGGCGGCGGCGGCGAGUCCCGCUCCGCCAGACACGCAGACGAAGGCCCCGACGGCGAGCACAGAAGUCCCCUGAGCUUCCCGGGCACCGCGCACACGGCCGAGUUCCUUCUGCGGGAGGAGCGGGGCGGCGGCGGCGGCGGCGGCGAGGCGUGCAAGAAGGACCGCGAGGGCAGCGAGCACACGGCGCCGUCGUCGCCCGGCUGCGAGGACGACGAGCGCGACGAGGAGGACAUCCACGUGGACACGGACCCCGAGGACGAGAAGGAGCGCGACGCCGCCGAGCGCCUGCACGCGGCGGCGCAGCCCGUGAUCAGACCCACCGCCCUGGGGCCGCUGCAGGACCCGCGGCUGACGGGCCUCGGGCACCCGGGGCCGCCGCCCCCGCACACCCUCCUGCCCCCGCACCUGCAGGCGGGCUUGUGGCCUUCGCUCCCCCUCCUGCACCACCAGCUGUCUCUCCGCGCCCUCAACAAGUCGCCGGAGCCCCCGCGGUUCCACGGCCCCAUGAAGGUCACGCUCCGGAAGCACAAGCCCAACCGGAAGCCGCGCACGCCCUUCACCACGCAGCAGCUCCUGUCGCUCGAGAAGAAGUUCCGCGAGAAGCAGUACCUGAGCAUCGCCGAGCGCGCCGAGUUCUCCGCCUCGCUCAACCUGACGGAGACGCAGGUCAAGAUCUGGUUCCAGAACCGCCGCGCCAAGGACAAGCGCCUCAAGGAGUCCGAGAUGGAGCGCCUCCGCCUGGCGUCGGAGCCCUUCGUCCCGCCCAACCCCUUCCUGCCGCCCGCCUCCCUGCUGCCGCCCUUCCUGCUCAACAGCCCCUUCGUGCAGGGGCUGCGGCACCCCUCGGCCCGCCGCGGCGCCGCCACCCACCACCUCCCCGCCCACGUCGCACUAACGCCUGCAGGUCUGUCCUUCCCUCUGCGCCCACAUCCAGGCACUCCUUGCCACCACCCUCCGCCGCCACGCCCUCCCGGGCCGCCUCCGUACAGACCUUUCGCCCUCGUGUCCCUCCCCUGCCCCCGCCCCCCUCGCCCUUUCCUCCCUUCUCUUAGCCCUUCCUGCCUCCUCGCCCUGACUCCCUCCCUCCGCCCUCCCUUGAGCCCUUCCCUGCGCCCUCGCACCAGUGUCAGGGCUCCUGGCGAUUCCCUUCACAGCUAGUCACACUUAGUCGUCAGGAACCCUAACCCCCUUCCCUCCCCGCCCCCUCUGCCCUUCUCCCCUCUUCCCCUCCUUCCACCCUUUCCCCUUCGACAUGCACCUUCCCUUCCCCUCUCCCUCCCCUCGACCCAGUGCAUGUUAGGUUCUGUAGAUAUUUCAAAAACGGAAACUUUAGCGUCUUAGUUCCGGUUAAAAUAAAUUAUUCAGGUUUAGAUUUUCAUCAUUUUCAUGUUUUUUUCUCUCUCUCUUUUCAUCUCAUUUCAAAGUCUACAUUUCAUUGGAAAUACGGAAUAUGGAACAGUGUAAUUUGAAGUGAAAAGGGAAUUUAAUUCCGCUUUCAAUAUAUAUGUUCCUGAUCAAUAACCGUAUUAAAACAAAACCCACUGAGAAAAAAAAAAUCAUAUAAACCUAUCAUAUUGCUUUUCAGUUUUAUAUAAAAGCCUCAAAAAACAAAUAAUGGGUUAACUCUCCAAAAAGAAAUAGCAAAAGUAUUUUAACACAUUUUAACACUCCCAAUAUGAGAAUUAUAUUUCAGUUGGUCUCAUGCAGUGAAUUACACAGUCUUUCAUAAACCUUUGUAAACGCGCAAGUAAUUUUCUUUCACUAAAAAAAAAUCUAUAUUGAAAUAAAUUAUGCCAUUAAUUUAAUCACCCCCUUAUCGCUAUACAAUAGGCCUUCUUUUAUCAUUUUGUUUCCUGUGUAUAUAGAUAUACAUAAAUAUAUAUAUAUAUAUGAGUCUUCACGCACAUUAACUUCUCUUUAUAAUUGUUGACUUUUUCCCAUCUUUCGAAUGUUUUGUGUAUGUAAAUAUUGUAUAUUGAGCGAUUGUACCGUAAGCUGAGAAUGCUUGCCAAAGAGCAUAAUAUCCAUUGUAUUGUUU
Penaeus vannamei (Pacific white shrimp) is the source of this 2433-nucleotide messenger RNA. Its product is annotated as homeobox protein MSX-2. Gene Ontology annotation, molecular function: RNA polymerase II transcription regulatory region sequence-specific DNA binding; DNA-binding transcription factor activity, RNA polymerase II-specific. NCBI's taxonomy places the organism in Eukaryota, Metazoa, Arthropoda, Malacostraca, Decapoda, Penaeidae. Gene Ontology annotation, biological process: embryonic morphogenesis; regulation of transcription by RNA polymerase II. Gene Ontology annotation, cellular component: nucleus. The record is from RefSeq and is a predicted model, not a curated record.